Molecule: messenger RNA, 2241 nt
Organism: Lineus longissimus
Lineage: Eukaryota; Metazoa; Nemertea; Pilidiophora; Heteronemertea; Lineidae
Product: polycystin-1-like protein 2
Exons: 9
Coding region: 1-2241 (746 amino acids)
Biological process (GO): detection of mechanical stimulus
Cellular component (GO): membrane
Molecular function (GO): calcium ion binding; calcium channel activity
Source: RefSeq, a predicted model, not a curated record
AUGUUCGACUCGAACUUAUGGUUCUCUAUAUUUCACCGUCCGUACAAGAGCCGCGCUACGCGAGUCCAGCGUCUGUGUUGCUGCGCUGCAGCACUUUCUCUCAUCAUGCUGACGAACGCGAUGUGGUUUGAGACUGGCCCGACCGGAAGUAGUUCCGCACUUCAUAUAGGUCCACUGCGGAUUACCUUCCGGAGUGUGUUCAUCGGCUUUAUGUCCAGUUUGAUAAUAUUUCCGCCGACCUUGGCAAUGGUUCAGAUAUUUUGUUACCUGCUGGUCAUUGCGUGCAUUCUCGGUGGGGCUUUCUUCGCAUUUUUCUACAGUCUGGAAUGGGGAGGUGAGAAGUCUAUAAAGUGGCUUUCAUCAUUGUUCGUCUCAGUGACCCAGAACAUUGUUUUACUGGAAAGUAUUGCCAAGAUGCUCUGUUUCACCCUCGUUAUGACUUGUAUUCUACGGUUGCCUUCCGAAGCCGACGAUAAGUCUGUUGAGGACGAAUUCUUACUGACGGAUGUCGCCGAUGGCGAAAGUAACGUAGAGAUUCCACCCGUGCCAAACCUGCCAGAAAAACUUGACAACUGCCACGAGACCGACGCAGAGCGCAGCAACAGAGGGAGUAAUUUUUACCACCAAAACAAGGCGUUCAAGAAUGCAUUUGGACCACGGGGAGAAGUUUUCGUCAAUGGCCAUGCAGACUUUGGGUAUGUUUAUAACUGGCUGAAGACUGCAGCAAUACCCAUGUUGUAUCCGGAUACAUAUUACAAUGGCAAGGCGAUGGACGCGCAUGAUCGUUUGUUUAUGAAUACCAUAGAUGGUUUGAGGAUUGGCCCUGCAAGACUGAGGCAGAAAAGGGUUAAGGAGGUCUUUUGUGAAUGGGAGAACAUCAUCAGGAAGUGUGUCUACGACUAUGACCAGGGCAAAGCAGAAGCGGGUGACUUCCUAACAUACUGGAGACACCCAAUCCAACGCCCGGUCGCAAAGUCACCAUUCCUCCACACCCCUGCUCACAAAAACGACAUCACAUUCACCGGAACAUUCUCAACCUACGACGGCGGGGGAUACGUUGCAGAGUUCGGCGACAGUUCAAAAACUGCCCAACUCAUCCUGGACCAGUUAAGCGAAACGAACUGGAUGGACCGGCUAACCAGGGCAGUGUUUCUCGAAGCGACGAUUUACAACGCCAAUGUCAACUUGUUUUCAUGUUUGAGGAUAUCGUUUGAGAUGCCCGUCAUUGGUGGCAUAUAUAUCUCAACGACUGUUGAAAGUUUCAGGCCAUACCCGUACCUGGACAAUUGGGACCUGGUUAUCCUCAUCUUGCAGAUAUUAUGGGUGCUGGUCCUCUUCUAUUUAGUGUAUGUGGAGGUUAACCUGGUGAGAGCCUUCGGAAGGCAAUACGUGCUAGACGCGUGGUCGUACGUUCAGGUCUUGAACAUACUGACGUCCUUUUCAUCAGCAAUCCUGUACGUCAUACGGGUUGCCUUCGUCAUCGGAGCGAUUGAAGACGUCAAGAACAACGUGGGAGAAUACGUCUCCUUCGACAAGAUGCUACAGAUUGAUGAAGCAUACACAUCAUCCUUAGCCAUCAUCUCAUUCAUCUGCAUCAUGCAAGUCCUCAAGCCACUCACACUGAACUAUUUCUUCGCACUGCUCAAAAAUAUCAUGAAAAGAUCCGCUCACACCAUACUUUCCGCCUACAUUUUCUUGUUCUUUAUGUGGAUGGCUUUCGGGGCGAGCGCCUAUGUCGUUCUUGUCCACACCACUGCCGCAAGUUUCCGGACAUUACCGCGCUCGCUCUGGACUCUCGUUCGCCUGACCAUAGGAAUUAUAAAAUUCCCAGAGGCAAUGGGGGAAGAGACGACCGUCAAACGUGUUUUAUUCGUGUCAUUCAUGGUUGUAUGCUACAUCGUUCUUUUCAACCUGAUUGUGACGAUCUACUUGGAGAUGUACACAGCAAUACGAGAGUUGAAAACCUUGGAGGGGUUCGACUACGAGCUGAAUGAACACUUUUGGAAGCGGAUCUACAUGUUGCGUGAUGCCUUUUUGAAGAAAGAAGAAUCGUCAUGGUCUUGUGAAAGCAAUACAAAUGGUAUCAGUAUGCUCGUACGCUCUAGUGCUGCUGACAAGACUGCCUCGGAUGAAUCUUUGCGGCGGAGGAAAGAACAGCUACAUAAAAUGGCCAACAUGGCUGGCUAUUCCGUCAAAUACACAGGCAAAAGUGUCCAUGCAUGGACCUAUGACGUGUAUUAA